Molecule: messenger RNA, 3747 nt
Organism: Misgurnus anguillicaudatus (oriental weatherfish)
Lineage: Eukaryota; Metazoa; Chordata; Actinopteri; Cypriniformes; Cobitidae
Gene: ric3a
Product: RIC3 acetylcholine receptor chaperone a
Biological process (GO): synaptic transmission, cholinergic; protein localization to cell surface
Cellular component (GO): intracellular membrane-bounded organelle; neuron projection; neuronal cell body
Source: RefSeq, a predicted model, not a curated record
GAUUAAUGUUUUCAGUCAUUUCCGCUCCAUCAAAUCAACAGGAAAUAUCGUAGUGAUGUAAUGUCGAAGCACAUUUUGUUCUGUACAUCAUAUUUUCUUUCUCCUAAAGAUUAUGGCUAUUUCAACUUGUCAGAAAAUAACCUUCGUCUCCUGCAUCGUCCUCUGUAUGUCUUUAUUUCUACCCAAAAUGUUUUUACCCAGAGAGAAGAAAGACAAAGUGCGUGCGGAGGUCGGGCCAGGGCAUUACCCUCAAUUACAUGGUCAUUCAUUCUCUGAAGAUCAAGUUAACUGGUACACAGAGUCUCAUUACAACCCAGAGGCCAUUGCCAGAACCAAGGGUGUUGGCAAGCCAAAUCUUCUGGUUCAGGUCAUUCCUGUGUAUGGGUUUGGGAUCUUCCUUUAUAUCAUCUACCUGUUUUUUAAGCUGACGUCUAAGGACAAACCCCAGCACAAAGGGUGCAAAUUUCCCAUAUUGCAGGCAGAACACACAUUGGAAGAAAUGUCUACUUGUCAGCCGCAGACCAAAAUGAGUGAAAGAAUGAAAGAAAAGAAAAUAUUUAAAGUUGUUCAUCCAUCUGCCAGGUCACGCAGGGGCACACGGAGACGGGAGGAGAAGCUGAAGCAGUUGAAGGAGAUCACUCAAAUGAUGCGGGAGAGACAGCUUCGAGAGGGAGUCACGCCAGAAGAGGAGGCUGAGGAAGCCCCCUACACCGCAGACUGGGAGGGCUAUCCAGAGGAAACCUUUCCGGAGUAUGAUGUGGCCUUUCGCAGAUGUAGGUAUCCAAGUGUUAUACUGGAAGAACCGGGCCAAGUUAUACCCACAGCUGAGGAGCUUGCAGAGAGAAUGGAGAAAGAAGAGGAAGAAGAAGAAGAACCUGCUGACAAUGAAUGUAGUAAUGAGAAUCAAGUGAAGGAGGAGAUUAAAGGUGAAGAUGAAGAAAAAGAAGAGUACGAGGAUGAAGAUAGUGAAGAAGACAGUGAUGAGGAAGAUGGGGAGGACGACCUUGGAGAGGAACAGCCAUGUCUUCCUAAAAGCAUUGAUGAGGAUGACGAGAGACAUCCGGGUGAAGGAGAAGAGAGACAAAAACCAAGCGGAAGACGACAAAUCACUUUUAGUGAUCACAGACAUGUCUUUCAUUAUCCAAAGGGUGGAGCUGUUGGCUGCAAGUAUGAGGAAGAAGAGGAGGAGGAACUUAAAGAAGAAGAGGGGGAUGAAGAUGCUACUGAAGAAGACUUGGAAGAUGAGAAUAAUGAGGAGGUGCGGAGUGAAACGGAUGAGGAGAAGGAAGAGGACCCACUGAUGGAGGCUGAGAGUCUGGGUUUUAAUGAUGACGAUGUUGAGUGUGAUCCUGAGGAACAGGAAGUAGAUCUCAUUGACUUCCUCCAGACAUACCAACCCGAGGUAACCGUCAUCUCCAGUCAGUCAGAGUCUCUCAAAGCUAAGGCAUCUGGAACGCUUCGAAUGCGAAACAAGAAACAAAAGAUAAAGAAGUGACCUACCUGUCCAACUAAAUUGGUCUUUUAUUCUCUCCUGUAGAACUGUACUGUACCACUUAAACAUACAGUACCUUAUUGUGAAUCUUUCUGAUAACUCUGUUCAAUGAGACACAUAACCACUGUGAUUUUAUGAUCAUUAUAAAGGGCCGUUCACAUUAUAACGAUAACUAUAAAAAAUAUAGUUUUAAAAAGCGUUUUAGCUAGAGUUCACACCACAACUAUAACGAUAAAGAUACAAUGAACGAUAUCGUUGGAAUCACUUUCUGAGCGAUUUUUUUCCCCACCUGUUGAACGAUAAACCAUUGACACCCAAUCAAAUCUAUUUGAACUUCAAGUGCACGUGCAAUUUUAAAUGACAGUGAAGCUCAUUGCUGAGGUCUAUAACAUAAAAUUACCUCAGGUAUCCAGCACUGAUGAAGUUGCUGUGAAAUUGAUUACGUAAUGCUUUUUAUACUACUACAUUAACUACACCAAAAGGUAAGAGAUUACACAAACUAUUAGAUUCACUGUUUAGAGUUACACUUUAAAAGCAUGGUAAAUUGUAUAAAUAUUCUUAAGAAAUACGUUGAAACUUUGAAGUAGGAGAUAAAAUAUCCAGUCCAUGUUUAUCUGUCACAACACACAUACACCCCUUUCUUUCACAUUGAAAUGGACUAGUUUGUAACGGUGCGCACUGCGCGGCGCGAAAGAUAUACACAGUGACAGGAGGACUGGGAAAGUACACAAACAGAGACGAAUUAACAAAUAUAAACGCGAAAAUGUACCGACCGAGCCCCUAAGGUGACAUUGGAGUUAAAAAAAUCAAAAGUUUAAACCUUCAUGUGCAGAAUUUUUUUUUAAGUUUAGUGUCGCAUGCUCAUGUGAAACUAUCGCGCGCUCACGUGAAACUUUUGCUUUGCGAUAGUUUCACGUGCGCGUGCGAUAGUUUCACGUGAUAAGGCGAUAGCAUCACUUGAGCGCGCGAAACUAAACUUUAAAAAAAAAAUCUGCACAUGAAGGUUUUACGUGAGCACAUGAAAGUUUUGCGUGAGCACAUGAAAGUUUCACGUGAGCACAUGAAACUAAACUUUAUUUAAUUUUUUGCUCCAUGUCCCCUUAGGGGCUCUGUAAAAAUGAAACGAUCUAGCGGCUGAAAUAAAAGAAAAAGCGAUGAUGGGGCUUUGGUGAGUCAACCGCCUAGCUCUGCUAGUAAUAGCCCUCGCCCUACACUGAUAAAAAAUAUUUUGUGGUGAAGUAAAUAACGUUACUACAGAAAAAACGAAUGAAUGUUAUGUUGGGGAUGUUUUUGUCCACUAUGGGGUGCUGUUGAGUCUUAAUUCGGCCACAACUUUCUCAACUUUCUCUUUUUCAGCAAAUGGAAUGAUUUUUGGUGACAAAUUUUAUUUUGACACAUAUUCUGAGAAAAUGCUUUGAAAAUUUAAAAAAGAAAAAAAUCAACAAUACACUGUGGGCAAAUUCACAACCAUUCCGUUAUGUUUGUGAUGAAAACAUCCACUAAAUUAAACUGCUGUAAAAAUCAGAUAAAUAUUUGGUUUCAAACUUUUUUGCAUACAUCUGUUAAUCAAUCUCAGUCCUGAUCAAAAAUGUUUAAGAAAAAUGUUUUUUACUCUAACUGCCAAUUAUUUUUUUUUUCAAAAACUCACUCAAAACUGAUUUGUGGAAAAACACACACACAAUGACUUAUUUUCAAUAUAAAAAGUGAUUGUUGACUGGAUUUUUUUUUACCUUUUAUCACAGUCUUGCAUGUGAAAGAUUAGUAGCAACAUUGGCUUUGAUGCAUUGAUUGUUUUUGUGCAGCAUCAAAUUAAAAAAUGUUCUCCCUCAUUUACUCUCCGUGGCUGUUUUUGCCCCAUUGGGUUCCAUUGUAACUAUUAGUUUGUGUAGUGCUACACUUUGUGUGUUCUCUGCUUUCCAUUUUCAUUUUGGAGUAAAACUAUUAUUUCGUUCUCUUUUAAAGAUCGGAUGGGGGCCCCAGUCAUACCUUCGCCUUGGGCCCCCAGUUUGCUAAAUACGCCACUGGUUACCCGCUGUGUAAAUGCAAAACAAACAGCAUAUUUACAUAUUCAGUGACAUGUAAACAAUUGCAAAAGUUUUUAUUACAAGAAAUAUGCAAUAUUUGCGAAUAAGCAUAAAUGUAUCGUUAGGUGAUGUGGACGCUAAUAUAGUUAUUGUUAACGUUAUCGUUACAAUCUGAUCGGCCUUUAAAUGAAUAUUCCAUUUUCUUAAAAGAAAAAUCCAGAUAAUUUACUC